Messenger RNA from Cuscuta epithymum, 3629 nucleotides. NCBI's taxonomy places the organism in Eukaryota, Viridiplantae, Streptophyta, Magnoliopsida, Solanales, Convolvulaceae. The record is from the annotation of a GenBank genome assembly.
GUAAACAUUCCCUUUAGAAGAUUCUUGAUCGGUUCUUCUUACUCUCUUAUUGUGAGUCAGAUUUACCAGUGUUCUAACAUUGGUAUCAAAGCAUCGUUUCUGGUGAUUGGAACUGUAGGCGCAAUACCAGAAAAUUUCCGAUUUAGUUGUGGAAGGUCUGGGCGAGAGCCGAAAAUGGAGAACAGAAUGGAAACCAUAGAGCGGAACCAUACCUCGAUGAAAGGCAUAGCGACGACCAUGGCGGCGAUACAGGCGAGCAUCGCAAAUCUGGAGAAUAAAAUCCGGAGUAGUUCGCGAAGCAGACCCCAUGCCUCUUACGCAUCGUAUCGCAAAUCGCUCACCAGUUCGCAGAAGGAGUGGCGAACUGUUUCUUCUGGUUCGCAAUCGCGGAAGGCUUCACUCAGUUCGCAAGGAUCAUCGCUAAGCGCGAAAGUUUCUUCGCACGCCUCGCAACAGCAGCAUCGGACAAUUAACCAUAGCCCCAUGAUAUCAAGAGGUAAUUCCGGACGUUCUUUGUCUGAUUUUGAUCAUAGAUACCACACAGAAGAUAGAACACCUGCACAAGCUGGAAGAAAAGUGGACCUACCUUGGUUUAAUGGAGAUGAAGUUUAUGGAUGGAUCGUUAGGAUGGAACAUUAUUUCAGUCUCAAGGCUACUGCAGAAAAAGAUAAAGUUGAAGUAACAGCUGGCGCGAUGGAGGAAUGAGCGUUAGCCUGGUUUCCAUGGUGGGAAACUCAAACGAGCGAAAAGAAUUGGAAGGCUCUGAAGGAAGCCAUAACUCGGCGUUUCCAGCCUACACGCAGUCUGAAGACAGAGAACCAGUAUAUGAGAUCGCCAAAAAUUUCUCUCAGUUCGCAAUCUUCUACCCGAACUACUGUUUCUCCUUACAGUUCAUCAUCACAAGUUGACUCCCUAGUCGUUCGCAGGUUUUCUCGCCAUAUUUUCUUCCAGUUUGCAAUCUUCUCCGCAAGCCGUGUCUCCAGGUUCGCAGGCUUCAUCAUACGCUAGCAGUUCACUUCAAGGUGUGAUGCGACCAGAAGAAGAAGCUUCCAGUUCCCAUUGCUGUCCGAGUCGCAGGAGUCUGGCAAGCCACAGCAACCUCUCUAUGAAGAUACGUUCAUCGAUGAUGGUGUGUUACGAGAGGAGAAAUCUGCUGUGGUGACUCUAUCCUCUAUUUUCAUGAAAUAUGAACCUGUCGUUGAUAAAUUUACUGGUUCAAAUACUUGGGAAAGCUCUACAGCGACUGUCCACAUCGAGAAAACUGAGGAAAUAGAAGGGAAUGAUGGAAAGAAGUUUCAGGGAAUCAUCAGCGCAGACAUUGAUGCUACUGAGAAACAAAUCAAACGAGGAUGAAUAACGAAGAUUGAAAAGCAUGGUUGUGUUGUUCGGUUCUACAAUGGCUUGCAAGGUUUUACUUGCGAGUCUGAGUGUGGAUUAGAUCCGAGUUCUGAAUCAAGCUCUAGUUUUCAGGUUGCACCAAAGAGGAAGUUAGUUGGGCAUCUUACUGUUUUGAAGAAAUUCUUGUAUAUUUCUGGUGCAUUGGAGACUCGUGUGAUUACACUAAGUAAGGAGGUUAAGAUUGACAAUAUUGGAAUACUUGCUGGUGGCUCAGGACUAAAUCUGUUCAAUAUGUUAUCCUUUUGGGACUAACAAGGGAACCUGCACACAUGUUACAGGCUGAAGAAAGAGCUCAUGGACUAGAGCAAAAGAAUGCGGUGAACCUGUAUAUCCCUUGUGCAAAGGAUGCCUCGGAUGAAGUUCAUUGGCAGAAUUUAUAUAAAAGUUUGCAUCAAGUUUCAUCGGCAUUGAAUGGAAGAUAUGAGGCAGUCAAGGUCCUCCAGGAAAUAGAGGUUGUACAUCGGGAUGGUAAAUGUCCAAGUACCCUUGUUUCAUCUACCAACUUGUGGGUUGACACUUUGACAGGAGGGCAUGAACUGAACUUUCAUAAAUCAGGUUUAUUCACUAAAGGAUCUGUCUCACUAAUAUCACAAACCUUCUCUGAAAUUCACAUCAACAUAAUUGGUGCCGGUAAAAGCCACAAUUAUGUAUGAUAAUAUUGAUGACAAUGUAGAGGCUUCAAAGUCUGGUUAUCAUGUAAAGCAUGUAGGACCUCAUCCAAUUUCUUAUCUUGGUCAAAGUGGAGAUGGAGAUAAGAACAAUGCAGAAAUGGGUGAAAGAAGUAUUAUCUUUGACAACGUAAAUCCAGGGAGUUUUCAUCUCCAGCUUCUGCUCCUGUUUGCUGUGAAAGAAGUGAAGAUGAAAGAUCAAAUAAUGAAGGACAUGGCCAAGCAUUCUGGGAGGUAUUGGGAAGGGAGAGGUGCAAGAAUGAAGUGGAAGUGGAAGAUCAUGGCUGAUUCCUAUCACCCACCUUGAGGACAAGGUGGUUGUUUAGGGGGGAGUAUUGAUAGGAACAUAGACAAUAAUACUAAUAAGAAUACUAGAAUAGUAUUAAAGAGUGUAAUAGUGUAUAAGUGAAGAUUCUGGGCCAUUUAGUAAAUCCAGAAUAAUGGGUCAGCCCUUAAAGAAAUAGAAGUACUAUAAAGAGUAAGGACGGGAAAAGGAGAGGUAGGCAAGUAUUCAGUUGAGAAUGGGCUGCGAGAUUGGGCAUCUCGAAUUGUCUGAGGCUAUUGUAAACAUUCCCUUUCAUCAAUGAACGUUUCUUGAUCAGUUUCUUGAUCGAUUCUUCCUACUCUCUCUUAUUGUGAGUCGGUUCUAACAUGUAUUAUUUUUAAUAUUUGAUGAUUAAAAUGUCAUUUAAGAGUCUUAAUUGUUACCUAAAAUAGAAAUUGAGACCUUUAUGGGACCUCUAAAAAAGGAAAAUGAGAACCUUAGAAUGGGACAGUGGGAGUACUAUUGAUGAUGAUGAUGAUAAUAAUGAUAAUAAUAAUAAUAAUAAUUAUAAUACUAAUAAUAAUACUAAUAAUAAUCAUAAUAAUAAUACUAAUAAUACUACCACUAAUACUACUACUAAUACUACUACUAAUACUAAUGCCAAUGCCAGUGCCAGGGCCAGGGCCAGGGCCAACACCAACAACAAAGCACCCUGUAUUGUCAAGUGAUCCAACAGAUAAAGAUGCAUGGAAGGAUAGAGGCACAGGUCAGCUUUCUAUAAAAUGCAAAGAAGAUGCUAACAAGGGUACACGGGAAUCCAAACCCACUAUUCUCAUACGAAAUGAGGUUGGCAGGGUGGUGCUUAAUGCAUUGCUAUAUCCAGGCAUCAAGACAAACUUGCAAAAGAAUUCGGUCGUUUCAAUAUUCCACACAUCGAGUGGGGAGAAUAGCAGCAGUGUUGUAGCGCAGACAUGCUUGAUACGUCUAAAAUCUGUAGAGGAAAGAGAUAAGUUGGCGUCGAUCAUCCAGGAAUAUGCUCCUGCUUCAUGAGAGCAAUGGAGCAAAAUUAUGAUUGUACGGAGUUAUUUGUUGUCGCUUGAGCUCCAUCAGGCUAGUCGCACUUGAGGAUAUUUUUGGAUUAAUCAUGUAUUCAAGUACACGUGAAUAUUCAAGUACACGUGAAUGAUGUGAGGGUUUUCAUAUAUCCCCGGAUAUUGUGCUUUUUUGACAACUAAGGUAUUAUGAUGGCCCACCAAUCCAAAAAUAGUUGCCCAGUUGUAGCAAAUGGCAUUUACAUA